CUGAUCUCCGCGGCGUAGAGGAAGACGAGCAGAAGAAACACACCACGAGUUUACCGUCCGCUGGAGGAAGCGUAAUUUACUGAAAACUACACAAUGAAAACAGAAAAACAGCUCAAACAACAGAAGAACGAGAAGCAUUUCAGUAAAAAGAAGUCAAAUAAAAAUGCUUAGCUUGCAUCAGAUGAUCACCUGCAAAAAAUACAUCAUAAAUCAAAUGAAAUAAAUAAGAGUAAAGAUAUGAAUAAACAUACAUGAAAAAAUAGGAAAAAAGCCUUUAAGCCAAAGAUGCUCUCAGGAGAUAUUCCUAUCCCACACUUCCGCAGAGGGCGAUUUGAGUCCGAGAAGAAUUAUAUCCGCCGCAUGACCGAAGAGACUGAGCAUGUCCUCUUCCUCACGAACAUCCAGGAAGAGAGACAUCCGGAGGUCACGCUAAAGAAAGAAGUGGAGACAGAGGAGAAGAAACCCACUAAAAAGAAAUGGCUCCAUAGAGGGAAAAUUCAGAAACAGAAAAAGAAGCUAAACCAGCAAGAGGAACAUGAAGAGGAGGAGAUGUUCAAAGAACAUAUACACUUUCCAUAACUCGCCAUUGAGACUCCAACAAAUACUGUUAAACCAAAAACAUCCUGAGUUAAGCCCCAGGGGGCAACCAAAGAUCUUCUCCUGAACUCCCUCCUGGGUCACAGUGCUGUGUCGCUCAACAAACCUUCUAUGGCGAGGAAGAGGAUAGUGGAGGAAGAGCGCGAGAGAGUGGUGCUGCUGUACAGACAGAUGAAGCAGAAGCAGAGAGACAAAAAAGAGCAGGACAGGGCUGCCAAGACCUCCACAUGAUGCACUGCUAUUUGUUUCAUAUAGUAUUGUAUUAUCUCUCUGUGUAUCUUUCAAUUUUCUACAGAUUUUGCUACCUCUGCUGGUCAACAAUACCAUAUUGAUGGAUCUUGUACUAAAAUAUUUACAAGUGGAUGUAGCAGGAUUGUGUAUAAUGCAAAAAAUAAAUUAGUUCACACUUUUAUGUAAUGCACAGUGAGUUCACAUGCAUUUGGUCCCUUAAUACUCAAAAAGACUCAAGUAAAAUAUUGUUUUAAAAAAGAAAA
Cyprinus carpio (common carp) is the source of this 1091-nucleotide messenger RNA. RefSeq names its product coiled-coil domain containing 137 (gene ccdc137). Lineage: Eukaryota; Metazoa; Chordata; Actinopteri; Cypriniformes; Cyprinidae. The record is from RefSeq and is a predicted model, not a curated record.